Messenger RNA from Morone saxatilis (striped sea-bass), 4912 nucleotides. Its product is annotated as formin-like protein 6. The transcript is spliced from 17 exons. Lineage: Eukaryota; Metazoa; Chordata; Actinopteri; Moronidae. The record is from RefSeq and is a predicted model, not a curated record. Bases 125 to 2626 code for a protein of 833 amino acids.
CGCAGAUCUCUGUUUAGGUCUCGCAUGACAAAAACCACACCAACAACAAAACAGUUUUUACAUUGAUCAUUUAAAAAGAGGAUCAAUUUCAUGGACUGAGCGGUUGCAUGGAUUUUUGUAUGACAUGCCAAGUUUAGGACCAAAGAAGAAAGACAAUCUAUCUAGAAUGGAAAAGCACACUGAGGACUUUCCACAGUUGAGCAAUGAGAUGCAGCUGAACCUCAUGACUCGGGUGAAGAGGGGAGAGUUGACUAUUGAAGAUGCUCUUAAAGAGGCACGGAAGGACAGUAAUCUGCCCAAACAGGAGAGCCUGGCUAAAGAGGAACAGCAGCCCUCACAGUACAACUUCAGUGUUCGCAAGCACAACCACUACAGAUGGCAGAAGCGGGUUCUUCAGAUUGAUUUCAAGACCAAAAUGCUGUGCAGCAUUGAGAAAGGUAUCAUCAAGCGACAACUUCCCUUCUCCAUUGUCAAGAGUUGUGAUGAUGGAGUGGGUUCCAGGUUCUCCAUUUCCUUUAAAGGACAUCAUGAUUAUGAAUUGGAGGCCACUUCACUGGAGGACAAACACAAGAUGAUUCAACUCCUGAAUCAGAUAAUUUAUGGGAACAUAUACAGUGAUCCUGAAGAGAGCGAUGCAGAAACGCAUCAGCAGCCUCAAGCAUCACAGACCCUUCAGCAAGGCGUCUUGUUACUGCACCGAGGCGGCCUGGCAUCAUUCAGAUGGGUGAAAUAUGAGGUCCAACUCCACCCAGGCCAGCUAACACUGGUGCCAUUCAGGCGACGAGGCCCCGCCGACGGUGAGGUGACAUCCUCCGUGCCCGUGUCUGUCGUGAUUCACCUGUCAGACGGCAACACCAGCGUACAGAAGACUCCCAGCCCAGACACUUUCACUCUGAUCACCCACAAAAAUGAGUACCAAUUCAAGGUCCCUUUACCAGAUCAAACUACUCCCCCUGGGGCUGUCCAGGAGCAGCGGGAUGCUUGGGUCCAGGCCAUUGACAAACUGUGUAAAGACUGGAAGAGGAAGUCCAGGGCUGAACAAAUGCCAGAGGAAAUAAGGGGUCUACAAAAUAUCAGCAUAGCCGAAGACGCGGAGAACACCGACACAGAUCUUGAAUCAAAUGGUAAAAAUAUGACAUUCAAUUAUCCUACAGUUGAUAGUGAAAAUGAAGAUCUCACUACUGCUGGUGGUGAUCAUCAAUCAGCUGAUGACACGAGUCAAAGUCCCUCAGCCGAUCACACAACGCCUGUUCCUAAACCUCGCAGCACUGUGAAGACUGCUGUUCAGGUUUCCGGGCCUGAUGUUUUGCCUCCCGACCCAUCACCGACCUCUCCCGUUGGUGUUAUUGCCUUAUCUUCACCCACCUCCCCUGAACCCUCGCCCUCCAACAAUGCCCUCACAUCCUCUUCCACAGUCCCAGAGAGUCUUACCCAGGAAUCAGGCUCUUCAGUGGUGAAAGUGCCUGCACCCCCAAAAAUCCCAUUGCCCCCACCUUUACCCUUCAAUCUGAGGACGAAUUCAAGAAAACCAUGCACCAAGGCUUUCCACUGGGACGUAGUUGGCUCAGAGAAGAUUGGAAAAUCAUUUUGGAUACAAAAAAGCAGCAAGAGGAUUGAAAUCGACACAUUGCGCUUAUAUGAGCAAUUUGCUGUUAAAGAUCUGGGGACGUUUGGAGCGGCUGAGCCGAGUAAUACCCAGCAAAUUAUGCUCAACCAGAAGGUUGCACACAACUUCAAUAUUUUCCUCAAAAGUUUUCCAGUGCAACCGGGAGAGCUGAAGGACAAACUGUUCAUCAUUAAUGAGGAAGAUGGAGGCCUGUCUGAUGAGCACAUCACCUCUCUGAGGAGGUACGUCCCCACCAUGGAUGAUGUGGAAAUGUACAAAUCUCACAAGGGCCCUGUGACAGAACUGCAUAUUGUGGACCAGUACAUGAUGGAGAUGUGCAACAUCCCCUACCUGAGCACACAACUUGACCUGCUGCUGACUCUGAGAGAGCUCCCGAUCAGCAUGAACGACCUGCAGCCUCUGAUUAACCAGAAGAUCAGAAUGUGCACACAGCUGAACAACUCCGGGUCAUUUGUUUCCGUGCUGGAGUACCUCCUCGCCAUUGGCAAUUACCUCAACGAGAACGCCAGAAAGGAAAAGGCCAAGGGAUUCCGCCUCUCCUCCUUAACUAAACUCUCCCAGCUCCGUGGGAGAGACAGGAAGUUCACCUUGCUUCAUGCCCUUGUGGAGCAGAUCAUGUUGCAUGAACCAUGCUUGGCCACUUUUACCCAGGAGUUGGCAGAAUUUGAAACUGUCCCUGGAGCUUCCAUCAAAGGUCUGACCGCAGAAGUAGAUGUCCUGAAGAAUGAACUGCAGAAAGUCAUUCAGUACAGGAAAAUGUCCAAGAAGAGAAAUGCAGGAGUUCAACAGCCAAACUUCGAGAGAGAACUGAAGAUGGCAAUUGAAAAAUACAAAACGGAUCUCUCGGCACUGACGAAGAUGUGUGAGGAGAUGAAGAAACUCUACUCUGUCAUACUGGUUAAAUUCGGAGAACCAGCGGAUCAAGACUCUCAGGAGCUCUUUGGGUUGAUUUGUCAGUUCAUUCACGAGUUCAAGAGGGCCCGUGCUGAAAUGAUAUGAAUUAUACUCUACAGAGUACAUAUUGCUUACCACUGAGACAGCAGUGAUUAUUCAUUAGUCACAGUUCAGAAAGAUGAAGAUACAAAAAUAUUAGGAUGCUUUGAAAUAUAAAAUGUUGCAUGGAUUUGUUUGUAUUUUUUCUCCUGUGUUGUUGUACAGAUGUUUUUUUUUAUAAUGGGCACUGAAUUUGAUUCAUGGUAUAGACUUACAGUAUGAAGUGUGAUGCUAAUGCAUCUGGAUGACAGGAUGACAAUGCCAGUGAAAAUCAAUUUUGUGAAUAUAAAACUGAUCUAUCACAUUAUUUCACAUCAAAGGUUGUUUUGAUUUGUGUUGACUUCGUGUUUACUGACUAUUUGUUUUGAGACGAAUCAGUAAUGAAGGAUUUGAAAGCCCUCGGUUGUAAGACACACUCGGAUGCUGAAGUGUGCCGCUAAUACCCACAGCUCUGUGCUGGCAGAGGAACAGAAUAGACUGCACUUCAGAGGCCAGCUGAGGCUGGUUUACUUUGGGUGCAUGAUUAUUUUGAACAUGCAAUCGUGCUGCGGACGGGGACAUUUUGUAUCCCAGCUCUCCAGGAGGAGCUCCAAGGCCGCCUCUGAUUAAGGACCACAUCUGCACUGUGGCAAUGACAUGAUGAGAAGCACAAAAUUCCCUAUCAAAAGGUUGAAAGGUAUUCUUAACACGGUUUAGAACUGAUGCAUGUGUUAUACAGGUUGUGUGUGUCUGACAUUUUAAUCAGUUGACAACAAAAACACUUUGUAGCUGUAACUGUGAACCAUGGUGGUAUAAUGAACCCGACCUCACACUGAGCAGGAAAAGUUGCACAUUUUCUUGAAAAAGAAGAAACCACUGAUUUUAAUUAAAACUUUGCAUCUGUAGAAACUGGUGAUUCAUUAGCAGGAAACACGCAAAACUAUUUCAUUAAAUGUUUCCUUCACACCGUCUUAUCAUAUUAGCAUUUUUUACAUUUCCAAUUUGUCAAAAUCGACCCUGGAUUAAUCAUUAAGGUUUUUUUUUCUUGAUGUAGUGUCUUUGUACCGCUUUUGAAAAUAAAGAGAGAUGAGUGACAUGACUUUAAGCAUGUACACAAGAACAACUCCAAAAGUCACUUCUUCUUUCUUACAUUGGAAUUAGGUUCACUUUUAAAGAGACAAAGACAUGUAUAAUAUAAAUGUUAUGCCUUUAUUGUCCCCUUGUUAUAUGCCACAAUCCGAAUUGCUAUUUGCUAUCAGUUUUCAAAUACUUUGUCAGUAUUGCCUUAGUUUGUAUUGGCUCCAUUGUACACUACUUUUCACUUUUAGUUUUGGAGGUCAUUACUGGGUUGUUAGAGCUGUGUGUAAAAAAAGGUAAGACAUUUAAUUUUACUUUCUCUCCAUGUACAAGUUUAUCUCAGUGUCAGGAUAUUAUUAUUAUUAAAAUUAAGAUGUAUUUGCAACAUCAGUGGUGUAAAUUCCUAGUCUUUGAACAAGAAAUCAGUGGGGGAAAUUAAUUAACAAAUAGCUGGAGCAGGAAGCUGCUGGUGUUAAGGUGUUAUUACUCAUUAUUAUUAUUCCUAUUGUGAGAGCAAAGUUUGGUAAAUAUGUUUUACAAAGUGAUUGCAGAGCGACAUUGGAUAAAUCAAAUUCAAAAGAAGGCGCAGGCACACAUGGUGCCAUGUGCAUUUCUGCAUUUCUAGUUUGGCAAGUUCAUUCCGAGUAUACUGUCUGCUUAAUUGGCAGCUGAGUGAAUAAAAUAAAUUCACAUUUAAAAAACUACAUGCACCUGCCUAAAUCCCUAAACCUCUUUUUUCAACUGAAAACUAAUUUAUAGGUAUUUGAUAAUGUUGUUGAUCGAUUGAAAUCUUGACAUUUUAGAGCAAAGUAUCUGAAUUCUUCAUCUAGUGCUAGAAAUAUGCAUAUCAAUCUCCCUCUACUGGUUGAAACCUGGCAAGUGCAGUUGAAUUUCACUAUUGGCUGAUCUGAAGGCAGCUUUCGUCUCCAAACAACCCCUUCUCCUAUAAAAGCAACGUCUCAACUCUGCAGACUGUGGCCUGCUACAAAGCCGUAGCCAAACAUAUUAAUAAUAAAUUUAAAGAUUACUGUAAUGCAAAAGAUGUUGCUUGUAGUGCUGAACCCACAGAGAAUUACCUCCAGACACUGCAGUUUAUCUUAGCUCUAUCGAGGGUUUUAGCACCUUUCAGCUCAUUGUUUCUGUUUUAACUUUACUGUUUUGGUUCAGUCUCACUGCUGUCAUCAACCCUGUUUCAACAACAAAGUUAGGUUUUUUUUUAACUAAAGGGGAGUAAAU